Molecule: messenger RNA, 1926 nt
Organism: Diospyros lotus (date-plum)
Lineage: Eukaryota; Viridiplantae; Streptophyta; Magnoliopsida; Ericales; Ebenaceae
Product: gibberellin receptor GID1B-like
Exons: 2
Coding region: 276-1310 (344 amino acids)
Biological process (GO): positive regulation of gibberellic acid mediated signaling pathway; raffinose family oligosaccharide biosynthetic process; floral organ morphogenesis
Cellular component (GO): nucleus; cytoplasm
Molecular function (GO): hydrolase activity; gibberellin binding
Source: RefSeq, a predicted model, not a curated record
GACGCUCUUAUUUUUCUUCCUCUCGGUUGAUCUUCACAUCUUCUUCUUCUUCUUCUUCUUCUUCUUCCGCUUCCGCUUGUCCGAGCCCUCUGUUUUUAUUUCUCGACUGUCUCUUGUUGUUCUGCAACUCGAAAAGAAAGCCGCGAACCAGGCAGAGGCGGCCUCGAGUUCUCUCGAUCUCGAAGCGUUAUGAGUAUUCGAAGGCUAAUCUUGCCGAGGAUCACUGUUUGUUUCUGAGGUUUCGGGAAGCUUGAAUCUCGUGGUGGGCGAGCGGCAUGGCGGGGAGUAAUGAAAUCAACGUCAACGAAUGCAAGAAGGUGGUUCCUCUCAAUACAUGGAUCCUCAUUUCCAAUUUCAAGCUGGCUUACAAUAUGCUCCGCCGCUCGGACGGCACGUUCAACCGUGAUCUGGCGGAGUUCCUUGACCGUAAAGUCUCCGCCAACAGGAUGCCAGCCGACGGCGUUUACUCUUUCGAUGUUGUCGAUCGAGCCACCAGCCUUCUCAAUCGGGUUUACCGGCCGGCCCCCACAAACGGAACUCAACGGGGCAUCGUGGAACUCGAAAACCCCUUGAGCACCACAGAGAUUGUCCCGGUAAUUUUAUUCUUCCACGGCGGAAGCUUUGCUCACUCCUCCGCCAACAGCGCCAUCUACGACACGUUUUGCCGCCGCCUCGUCAAAAUCUGCAACGUCGUCGUGGUGUCCGUGAAUUACCGCCGGGCCCCGGAGCACCGGUACCCCUGCGCGUAUGACGACGGAUGGGCGGCUCUGACGUGGGUUCACUCGAGGCCUUGGCUUCGCAGCGGGAAGGAUUCGAAGGUCUAUGUGUACCUGGCCGGCGAUAGCUCCGGCGGGAAUAUAGCUCACCACGUUGCAGUAAAAGCAGCUGAAUCAGGAAUUGAAGUAUUGGGUAACAUACUUCUGCAUCCGAUUUUUGGUGGGCAGGAGAGGAAGGAAUCGGAGUUGAGAUUGGAUGGGAGGUACUUUGUGACGCUUCACGACCGGGAUUGGUACUGGAGAGCAUAUCUGCCGGAAGGGGAAGACAGAGAUCAUCCGGCCUGCAAUCCGUUCGGCCCGCGGGGUCAAAGCCUCCAAGGCCUCAAAUUCCCAAAGAGCCUGGUAGUUGUGGCUGGUUUGGAUCUUGUGCAAGAUUGGCAAUUGGAUUAUGUUGAAGGGCUGAGAAGAUCAAAGCAAGAGGUCAAGCUACUGUUUCUGGAACGGGCAACCAUCGGCUUCUACUUCUUGCCAAACAAUGACCAUUUCCCUUGCCUCAUGGAGGAGAUAAAAUCCUUCCUCAAUCCUAACUGUUAAUACAUUGCUUUUAACAACAACAACAGCGACUACUUCUACUACUACUACAACUUCAGCUACAUGCACCCAAUACAUAACAGAAGCUUGAUACUAUCACUUGGGUUCUUUUUUUGUUCCCCCCUCUCUCCCCCUCUGCAGUGAUGGAGUGUAGUUAUAUAUGAUUGUGUACUUCUUCUUCUUCUUCUUCUUCUUAUUGCCGUGAAUUAGGGCGCUGGUUCUCUCCUCUGAUUCUGUGAAGAUAGUUUGUUCGUUACCUCUGCCUUCUUGGUGCAAAAUGGUUUUUCACUUAAGGCGGCCUGCCACUCACAUUGGUUCAGCUGCAGGUUUGGUAACUCGAAAACAUUCAUGGAAUUUAGCAGUAGAAACGCUCAAGUUCCUUGCUGGCUUUCCCCCCUUCAAAACCUUCAUCCACGGAGGAGGAGGUGUUGGCAGUAUCACUGGGGUGGUGAAGUUUGGUGGUGGUUCAGUUGAUUUCAUCAGUAUAUGGCUGCUGCUACUACUAUAAAUGCUAAUUUCAGAACAUGAACUGGAAAAUGUUCAUGCUGCUGUGAACUUCUUGUAUGUUAUACUGUGCUCUAGAAAUAUAUAUAUAUAUAGAUAGUUUUUUGUUUGUUUA